Molecule: messenger RNA, 3042 nt
Organism: Hirsutella rhossiliensis
Lineage: Eukaryota; Fungi; Ascomycota; Sordariomycetes; Hypocreales; Ophiocordycipitaceae
Exons: 3
Coding region: 1-3042 (1013 amino acids)
Source: RefSeq, a predicted model, not a curated record
AUGAUCGGCCCUUCUCAUCGCCUUCUCAGCUCCAAAUCGCCCUCUGCCGAGUCCGACGCGCCGGGCCUGCCGAGGAGCGCCUUCUCUGCUGAUUUCCCUCCCCGACAUCACACCCGCCACGCCCGACGUCCGAGGAUGCUCUCCCACUUGCGCUUUCACCGGCGCGGCGCAUCCAAUCCCGCGUCCCCGACGACCGAUCACCAACAGCCUUGGUCGCCUCUCGCCGGCUACGAGUCUACCCCGGGUCCCGACCCGGCUUCUCCGUUUGAUGCCCUGCCGCUGUCGGCAUCGAGCACAUCCGCCUUGCCUCCGACCUUGCCGCCCAUCACACGCGUGACAUCAGCUGAUGCCGACUUGCAAGACCCGGGCCUCGGAGACGCGUAUGGCAUGUCCCCUCCCGACGCCCGAUCGCGGAUACCCAGCAGUGGCGAAACAGGCUUCCUUGGCGGCGUCGCCUUGCGAAACUAUCGUCGCGAUGUGGCGGCGCACGAUGCGUCGCUUCCCGCCUCAAACCCGGGCACCGCGGAGCCGCCGAGGAGCAGGAAAAGCCUGCCCUUUCUCAAGAAUCCCAUGUCGACCCUCCUUAUGAGGCGAAAGAACAAUCAAAAUGUCCCAGAUCUCCGCCCCCUGCCAUUGACAAGCCCCAAAGAAGAGCCCGUCUAUGACCCGCGUAUUAGAGGCACUCGGGUUCACGAUUUCAGCGCCCCCAGGCGCAAACACCACACUUCGAACCGUGCUAGCACAGCUCCUCGGUCCGAAGCAGACGAGCGCGUCUGCUCGCCCGAUGGUGUCAAGGGUGUUGCGGGACCGGGCACUCACCAAGUCACCAACUCAAGCCAUACCUCGGAUCCAGCACAUUCGGAAUCCCUUGGCGCAGAGUCACAACUUGUCAAUCCCUCCCCAAGUGUCUCGUCUGCCAAGACCAAAACAUGCUUCAUUGAUCAAGCGUUGACCCUCGUCGAGGAUAAAUCUACAUGCCAGGUGCCGCUCAUGGAUGGUGUUGCCUUACUUUCGCAGACAUCAUCCUCGGCAUCUCUCACAAAGGUUCCAGAGGGUGAUGCACGUGAGCCGCGACGGACGCACUUAUCCACGCGGACUACACGUUCUGGCAAUAUAUCCUUGUCCGAAAUGUCGGCGCUGCCCAAGCACAUGAAAAGCACGUCCUCGAGAUUCAGUUUCGACAUGAUUGGCGCAGCCAAGCAAGAGAAGUUGCUCGAAGAGAGGCAUCGCAAGCGCGAGUUGGAGAGAAAAUCCACAGGUGCUGAAAUCGUUAGGGAUUCGAGGUUCGACGAUUUUGACGACGAUUCUUUCGACUAUGAUGCCAUGAUGGAUGACGACGGGCUGGAAGAAAGGAUACCGGGCGUUAACGCCGACCUCGAGGAAGAUGAGGGCACUUUCGAGGGCGCGUUCGAAGACGGCCUCGAUCCCGACAAUGACCAAGAGAACUUUGCCGGCUUUGUCUUUCAACGAUCCAAUCCAACCUCGGCCUUGGCAAGCCCGCAAUGCAUGGGCAUCGCGGCCACCCCAAGAGAUGCCAGCGGCAAAGUCAUUGGCUUUGCGAUGACCCAGGACACGCCCAGCUCCGUCGACAUUCCCGGGUCACCGGAGUCCCAACCAAUGUCCUUGAACUACGCCCUCAGCAGUGAUGUCUCCGGACUGGGGAUUCGAGCCCCUACUGAGGCUUUCGAGCCCAAGCAAGAGGACGAUUUAUACUUCGACGAUGGUCUGAUAGACCCGCGUGGGGAAUUCGCCGAAGACCUCGCCAUGGAGCCUGAAUACGACACAGCACCCUUUGACGAGUCCAUAUUUGAUAACAACGACACCGACCGGUUUGGACGACCCGUGCCCGGAGCCUUCGCUCAAGCUCAGGAGCUGCGGCGUGCUGCAGCCCAAGACUCGGCGGUCAAGCGCGAGUCUGACAUAACCUCACGGUUUUCCGCACACUCGGGCACGUCACGGUCCACGGCCCAUACGUCCCCUUGCGUGGAGACUCAAAAGGACGGCGAGGUCGCCGACAAACCCCUGCCCAAGGCUGACGAUGCCGCCCAUGCACACGCCGACGUCGAGGUUGAGUCCGUGGCGGCGUACCAAGCGGCGCUCGCUGCUGCCGCCCACCAAGCCGCGGUCUCGGGCAAGUUUCAAUGGGGCUCGUCGCCACAACAAGAAGACGACGAACCGCAGAGCCACUUGGACGACUCGGCGCAUCUGAUGGAGCCCAAUGAUUGCGACGAUUUCGGGCUGACAUAUGACGAUAUGAAUGACUUUGACUUGGACGACGACGCCAUCAUCGCAGAGGCAAACGCGAGUGCCUUGGCUAACGACUCGGAUGAAUGGUACGGUCAAGAGUUUGGAUUCUACUCCAAUCCGCUCACUCAAUACCUCACCCCCCAUAGUGCCGGCAGCUCGUCAAAGGGCUCCGACUACGAGUACGCCAACGGGGGCUUCUUUGGUCCAAAGGGGAUGAGUGGGCUGGACCGUAGCAGCAGCGGCCGCAUGAUCUCGAGAGAGCCAAACCUCACCCCGAUAACGGAGCGGUCCGAGUACUCGAACCGCAACUCCCUCAUGAGCCUCGGCUUCCCGCCUCUGAGCUCGUCGACACCGAUCAUCCAGAGUCCCGGCCUCGCGCAGCUAGCUAUGAUGGCCGAUCGCGGCGACGAGCACAUGACUCUUUCUGCGCUCCUCCGACUGCGCUCCAGGGCCUGGGGCGGCUCACAGGCUAGCCUGGCUUCGAGCAAGGAGGGGUCACCUCUAUCGGAACGCGGAGACGUGACCGGCUCUCCGUGGAACCUCAACAUCCCCGGCCCGCUGGCCCGUUCGAGCAGUGGUCACGGGCGCAAAAACUCGUUCCUCUCCACUACCAGCCGUGACUCGGAGGGACUAAGAAGGGGUCAUCAUCGGCAUAACAGCUCGGCCGACAGCGUGUCGUACCUCAAGGAAGAAGACCGCGGCGAAACGCGAUGGAUCAUGGAGAGGCGACGAACGGGCGAAUCAGGAGAAGUGGAAAUAUUGGAGCGCGAGGUUGUCGAGGGUGGCCGGAUCUGA